This is a messenger RNA of Periophthalmus magnuspinnatus, 884 nucleotides long. RefSeq lists its product as uncharacterized. The transcript has 5 exons. NCBI's taxonomy places the organism in Eukaryota, Metazoa, Chordata, Actinopteri, Gobiiformes, Gobiidae. The coding region runs from base 296 to 793 and encodes 165 amino acids. The record is from RefSeq and is a predicted model, not a curated record.
UAUUCACCCUUUGCAGCUCAAAUUGUAUCACAUUACAAUAAAUAUCCAAAAUCUCCCCACUUUUACACAGAAAAUAUUGAAGCCCAAAAUAUAAUGUUCCAGCUUACAUUGAACAAUAAGAUGAUACUGUAAUUAUCAUGAGGUUUAAUUUCACUUCUACCAGCUCCUAUCCUCUGUGUUGUCAUGUGUGAUAAUCAAUGUUGUCCUGGCACAUGACCACUGGCCUUUUAAGCGCUGCACACGAUGUUGGCCUCAGUAGGUACAAGUCCUGCACAUAGAAAGCCCUCCUCCCACUAUGGAUCUCAGGCUGCUCCUCAUGUCUGCUGUUUUAUUGGGGGCUACUCUUACCCUGUCUGUCACGGACCGGCCAGCGCAGUGCAAAAUCAAAUGGACGUUUGGGAUUUUGUGUGAGGAGGUGUACAACAGGCUGGUGAGACAGAUCAAACUGUGGCAGAUCAGUACGAGCUGUCUGUACAGUGGAGAGAAGUGCUCCUAUGAGCUUGUGUCUACCUCACCCUAUCUCAUCAAAGCCGCGCACACGUCUCCCAAAACAAAGAGAGUCAACGAAAUGCAGUUUCUGUUUGAACAGUCUACGCUCUGCAAAGUGACAGGUGAUUCAAUGCUGGACACCCCAAAAGACCCAGAAGCCAACCGAACAAACUUCUGCAGCCUGCAAAACCUCAUGGAUGGCAGUGACCUGAUCAAUGCAGAAGGAUACACACAGUUCAGCAACAAGUGGAUCUGUCCCGGCUUCGAUAUAACCAACUGCAGUGUAUCUAUAAGAAUUGUUUGAAUAAAAUGUUUAUUAUUUAAUUUUAAUUGACAGACAAGACAAUUCAUGUACUCCAGACUGCUUUAAUAGUUUAACUUUCUUAAUUUUGUUG